This is a messenger RNA of Lentinula edodes (shiitake mushroom), 3678 nucleotides long. RefSeq lists its product as uncharacterized. Bases 110 to 3367 code for a protein of 1085 amino acids. The transcript is spliced from 4 exons. The record is from RefSeq and is a predicted model, not a curated record. Lineage: Eukaryota; Fungi; Basidiomycota; Agaricomycetes; Agaricales; Omphalotaceae.
UGUAUAAUCUUUCCCUUUCUUUCCUUUCGACUGAAAACACUCGAGAAUUUCCCGAGCACAUUCUAUAGUAUCACCCACAAAUAAAUACCAAACCUGAUUGACGCGGUACAUGCAACGUCGGGGACGAUCCCGUCAGGUUUCUCAUGCUGCGCUGGCACGGAAGGCAUCAGAGGAAAGGGCUAGGCAACAACGGGCGCUGUUGGAAAAGUUGACCACCACGACAGCGUUUUUUGUUGAAGAGAUGGGAUCAUCGGAAACUUUCGAACAGCCUUCAUUGGAAGCUGCUGUGGAAGGAUAUCCUGCACCUUCCUUGCGUUUGCCACCAGAGGUUGCUGGUUCGAGUAGCAAUUCCAAAUGCCACUAUUCACCAGUGCGGCACUCAAACAUCAUCGAUCUCACUGGUCCUGAAUUCGAAUUCUCGUCGCAAUUUGAGCUCCAUUUUCAAGAAUUGGAUCUUUCCAGUUCAAUGUUGAACUCUGAAAUAUACACGUAUCCACCAUCAAUACCCCCUUCUCCUAUAACUUCCGCGGCUGUGACGCCCGACACGUCUGAAUCUCAAACAUCCGAUUCCUACUUCUCCCUGAGUUCUCUUGAAGAAAGAAGCUCGCCAACGCCUCUUACCCUUCUUGAUCAGCUUCACACGGCGUACGCUCUCGAUGACCUCCCGUUGGCAAAAAUAUUGUUGCUCAAGAUAACCCAAGAUGUUCAGGAUAUCACCUCGCGAACGGACCCACGUCUCGACGCUGUCAAACCCGAGGACUUUGACGUGGCGUUUUUGCCAAAAGGAGGGCUUAUGACUCCCGAGGACGAGGCACGUCUAUUUGCAAGACAGGAGAAGGAGCAGAAGCGGUUGCAGAAAGAGGCACAGGAGGCGCAAGAAGAAGCUAAUCGACACAGGGAGAAAGUUGAACGCGAGAGACGAGAGCAGGAGGAGAAAGAUCGAGUCGAGAAAGAAGAAAGAGAAAGGGUGGAGAGAGAACGAGCUUGGGAAGGUUGGGUUGAAGGUGUCUGGGAGAGCGCGAAGAAGGAAAUGGAAGAAAUGAAAGAAAUAAGAGAGUUUGCGAGAAGAUGCCAAGAAGAUGUAGAGCGAGCGUGUCAAGAGCAAAGACGGCAAGAUCAAAGACGUCGAGUCAAUGCCGACAGACGUCGGACCCAUACCGCGAAGGGAUCAGUGUCAACACCGCUACCGCGCAUAUCCUAUGCUCAUCUUCCCACGACUCGACUUGACUCCUUACCUCCAUCACAGACUGAACUAUUAUACACUCUUCCCAACAUACCGAAACAUUCCACUCAACGAAGACGACUUACUUGUACAAAGGAUGGGUCAUCUUGCAGCACUGCAUCCACACCUUCACAUCCCUUGUCACUACGUAAAACAAUCGUCCCGUCUUCGUCACCAUUCUUGGCAUUGGAGUCUCUUCGCGAAUCUAGCACCGCCUCCUCUUCCUUAGGCUUGGAUGCCAGUAAAAAGUAUCCCUCUACUGUUUCCGUCCAAGAGGUCCUUGCAGCAAUGCGAGGCGAGUUAUUUCCCUCGGAAUUUCUUCAACCAGAGAAGCGAGAUUCCUCUCAGCAUACUUUGCACGGCAGGACAAAGUCCGAUGACCUCGACCUAGGAGGUUUGAGGCAGCGGAGCAAGACUCCUCAUCAUGGUCUCAAGGCAAACUCGAUUUCGUCAUCCAGUUCUGCGUUGACGCGUAAGCAGAAGCGGAAUGAAGCUCUACUUUCAGAGUUAUUGUCGACCUCCAAUGAUCAGCUAGGGAUGGACAGACUGUGUAAUCGAAGAAAGGGUAAAGCAUCAGAUGACAUACGGAUGAAGAGGAUGACUCCACUCCGAAUGGACAGUUCAGCAUCUGUGACUUCUGCAACGUCGGCCAAGUCGGUGUGUGCAGCUUGUUCCGAGAAUCUGAUGUCACCAUCUACGAUGAGCAGUGGUAUAUCCAGAUCAGGGAGCUGGUUAUCAUUCAUGUCAUCUUCAUCAGUUUCUUCAGCUUCGACAGUGCUGACAACGCCUUCGGCUUCGACGUCCGGAUCCUCUCCGCCUAUCCAGCCUCUAAUCCGCACUGGUAGCGUUUUCUCCACUUGGUUGAAGGGCGUUGCCUCUCAGUCGUCGCCGACGCCCACGGAUCAAUGUACCUGUGAACACUUGAGUGUUUCUCGAAUGUACACUGCAUCUCGAGGAAUUGAGUGUCGACUCAUCCCAGUCGGAAAAGACGAAUCCCCACUUCCGCUAGAUCUCUUGGAUGUGACUGUAUCUCCUUCCCCGACAUUGACAAACACCGAGUCCUCAGCAGCUAUUAAGCAAUUCAAUAUGGCAUCUGGAAAACCUACUCACUCGAUGGCUUCCCCCACUGGCUCGAAAAGCCUUCUUCGUUCUGUGACCAAUUUCCUAGAUGUUGCUAAGAGCUUUCAGUCAGCUUAUAUGCACGCAGCUAUGUUCGCAACUCUUGCAACAGUUCCCAACGUCAGUUUAUAUGGGAGCGAUUGGGAUCGUGAAUAUGAACACAAGCAAGGGAGAAAGCAGAGCAACGCAGUUGGAGAACAUGGUGGGAGCAAAGUAAAACGUAGAUUGCAACCUGUUGGUUGUCGGGUGGGCACAAAUGAAGUUUCCCUUUUUACUUCUGCCAUCAAGAAGAGCAGUCAGCAGCCCAUUGAUGCUGAUGCGGGACAACCGGUGACUGUUCCGAGUGGAUUCAGACCCAGAAUUACGCCCAUAGAGUUGUUUCCUGCUGAUGAUUCUGUUCAAUAUAUUCCUAUGGUCCCGCGGAAGUUGUACAAUGGUGAACACCCACCUCGUACUAUCCUUCCAAACCCUCUUCCAUUUCCCAUUCAUUUCAAGCCACAACGUUCACUUACCGGCUCACCUAUACGGCGAUGGUCUUUUGAAUUGCUUCAAACUCAAGCUCGUUCUUCUUUCAAACGCCGUCCGGUCUCUCCUCUGCGGUACGGGCCGAAUGGAUUUCGUCGAUCCUCGAGAAGGUCAACCUCCCCACCGUCCUCAUCAACACAACCUGUUCUGCGGCCGCGUUUCGUAGGGAAUCCGGUCUAUCUACGACUCAAAGCCUUGCAGAAUUGCACUGGUAUUCCAGUCAUGGACUCGCAGAUCCUCGAGCUGCAUGAAGAAGGUGUAUCGAUCAAGGGCGGGAUUUUGGGUUCUGGGAAAGAGAAGGUGCUCGGUACUGCUUUUGAGGAUGUUGGAAGAAGUAGGCUUGGUGUCGACCUUCUUCAUGAACCAACGCUUCAACAUCGCGUCACAUUACCUAUAAAUUCACCUAUACCGUGGUGGCACCCAAGGAAUGACAUUGAUAACGUACAACUGCGCUGGGAGGACGGCAGUGUUCGUAGAGGCAGGAGUGUCGUCAAAGGUUGAGGUUUUCUCUAUGUUGAAUACAUGCUUGUUGUUUUGUUUGCUGAUUUCAGUGUUGUCUUGCUUGUUAUGCUUGCUACGAACCGCUACGAACUCGUUACUCUGUAUAGUGAAUCAUUCUUAUUAGUCUAUCCUUCUAACGCCCUACCUUAUCUACCACGACGACUAUUCCAGAGUGCUAAUGCCUUUAUCUGUACUUACAUCUUUGUUUUUCAUUUGUUAGUGUUUCUAUAGCAUUCUCUUCGAGCACUUCAGCGAAUGUUCGUUCAAUGAUAGAUCUUUUGCCCAAGAGUGUUGUGAAAUAUUGUCGUAGU